Perca fluviatilis (European perch) is the source of this 1048-nucleotide messenger RNA. RefSeq names its product trace amine-associated receptor 7e-like. Gene Ontology annotation, molecular function: trace-amine receptor activity. The transcript has 2 exons. Gene Ontology annotation, biological process: G protein-coupled receptor signaling pathway. Bases 1 to 984 code for a protein of 327 amino acids. NCBI's taxonomy places the organism in Eukaryota, Metazoa, Chordata, Actinopteri, Perciformes, Percidae. The record is from RefSeq and is a predicted model, not a curated record. Gene Ontology annotation, cellular component: membrane.
AUGGAGGUUGAGGACGGAGCCGAGCUCUGCUUUCCACAGUUCCCAAACAUGUCCUGCACGAAGCCCUUGUCUCCUUGGCCCCAAACAGUUACCAUUAUUCUGUACUCCAUCUCUCUGAUCACUGUGACUCUCAACCUGCUCAUCAUCAUCUCUAUCUCCCACUUCAGGCAGCUCCACACACCCACCAACAUCCUCCUCCUCUCUCUGGCUGUCUCAGACCUUCUAGUGGGCCUCGUGCUGAUGCCGGGAGAAAUCUUCCGAGCAACAUCCUGCUGGUUUCUUGGUGACUUUGUGUGUGCUACAUAUACUCUUCUUUCAGUCAACAUUCCCUCAGCCUCAAUAGGUGACAUAGUUCUCAUAUCAGUUGACCGUUAUUUGGCUAUUUGUGACCCUCUGCACUACACCACUAAAGUCACUGCAAGAAGAGUUAAAUUCUGUGUUUGUCUGUGUUGGCUCUGUUCCGUUACCUACAGCCUUCUCUUUGUAAAGGAUCUUCCGACUCAAACAGAGAUGGAUAAAUCCUGCUAUGGAGCAUGUUUUAUGUUCAGUGAUACCAUCUCACUGUUUUUUGAUCUUUUCAUUAACUUCAUUGUUCCAGUUACUGUCAUCAUAGCUCUGUAUCUGAGAGUAUUUGCCGCGGCUGUGUCUCAGGCUCGUGUCAUGCGCUCUCACAUUACAGCUGUCACACUCCAGCAUUCAGUGACUCCAAAGGCAAAGAAAUCAGAGCUGAAAGCAGCCAGGAAGCUUGGUGUUCUUGUAGUUGUUUUUCUAAUAUGUUUCUGCCCAUUAUACACAUUAGGAUUUGAAAAUUACAACUCGUUUAUUGCUUUAAUUAAACCCUUUCUAAACAUUCUUUUCUGUUUUAACUCUUGUCUAAACCCUGUGAUCUAUGCCUUCUUGUACCCCUGGUUUAGAAAAGCAGUUAAACUCAUUGUAACUCUUCAGAUACUGCAGCCUGGCUCCUCUGAGACCAACAUGCUGUAGAGAGGCGGUGGAGGGACUGAGGUCAGACUCAGUUUAAGGAUAAAGCAAUGAAUGCUAUUCAGUG